AAAAGAGAUAAAUGACAAAGAAAUAGCUCGUUUUGCAGUGAGAACUAUCUGGAAAUGGACUAUAUCUAUGCUCCUCCUCCUCCUCCUCCCUCAGAGGGUAAAAGAAACAAAAAUGGUGGUCAAGGCCAGAUGAGCCACUCGACUAGCUCCAGUACAGGCACUAACAGAUACCCAAACCAAAACUAUAAAAAGCCCAAUAAUUACAACAAACGAAGAAACAACAAUAAUUACAACAACAAUAACAUUAGCAAUAAAAAAAGAUUUAAGCUGUCAAAAGAUAGGAAUGAUAACAGAUACAAAAGCACUAGUAAUAAUAUUAAUAAUGGUAACAAUCACAUUUCAAACGAUGGAAAUAUAAACAAUCAAGUAAAUUUAUCCAAUUUACCCACUCACCUACCGAAUCUGAUAUCCAGCUUGAUAUCUAUUCAAAGUCAGAUAAAUAAUAAUAAUAAUAAUAAUAAUAACGAUAAUAAUGAUAACAAUCAGCAUAGUGAAAGUGAGAAUGAAAUCGAUGAGGAAGCAUUAUACCUUAAGAAUAAAGGAUUAACCGUUAAUUUAGAUUCUGAAAAACCAAUAAUAGCAAUUCCAGGCACGAAUAUCGUUCUACAAUCUGAUGAUGAUAUUCAAUUAUGGAUUGAAGAAAGGAAGAAAAAUUGGCCAACAAAUCAAAGAAUAAAAGAAAAAAAAUUAAUUGCAAAUGAAAACAAAAACACAAUUCAAACUGGUACCGCUGAUAGCGAUAAUAAUAAUAAUAGAAGUAAAUUUAAUAAACCUAAUAAUAAAUUACUAAAUAAGGAUAAAUUCUGUCAUAAUUUAAUUAAAUUUUCAUUUUGUAAAUGUCAAACAACAUGUCAAUAUAAUCAUGAUUUAAAAUUAUUAAAAGAUUUCAAACAAAAUCAAUUAUUGGAAAAGAAAUUGAAUUUAGUUCCACAAAAAAUAUUGCCCAUGAUCAAUAACUCUAAAAAUAUUAAAACUAUUGAACAAUUUAAAGUGUAUAUUCCUGAGCGAUUUGAUCCAACAAAGUCUUCGCUUUUGUUUGAGAAAAACAAUUUAAUUAAUAAUUAUAAUCAAAGAUUCAAUAAUAGAAAUAGGAAUAACAAUAAAAAUAAAAAUAAAAGUAAUACCAAGUUUGAUAAGCUUGAUAAAAUAUCUUUAUCCGAAAAAAACAAGGAUUUUAAUCAGAUGUUAAUUCAAAGGAAUAAUGAAAAUGAUAAUAAUAUAAUAUUGGAUUUUAUAAAUGAAAUUUUUAAAACUGGUAUAAUUUGCAAUGAUUUAAAUGAUAUAAAAAAAAAACUAUAA
Molecule: messenger RNA, 1299 nt
Organism: Ascoidea rubescens DSM 1968
Lineage: Eukaryota; Fungi; Ascomycota; Saccharomycetes; Ascoideales; Ascoideaceae
Gene: RSA1
Product: Rsa1p
Exons: 1
Coding region: 55-1299 (414 amino acids)
Source: RefSeq, a predicted model, not a curated record